Arachis ipaensis is the source of this 1149-nucleotide messenger RNA. The record is from RefSeq and is a predicted model, not a curated record. NCBI's taxonomy places the organism in Eukaryota, Viridiplantae, Streptophyta, Magnoliopsida, Fabales, Fabaceae.
AAAAUACUAAGAUUAGGUAAUGCUACUGCUAGUUGAAAAAUGAAAAGUGAAAAAAGAUCUUGUUUGUGUCGGAUUCCACUUCAUUCCUGAAGCUGAAAGUGAGAGUUCUCGAAAUUCAUUUGAUAGAUACCAACACAGAUUUGUGAGUGCUUUAGCUUUUGAGUGUUUGAGGGAUGGCGCAGACCGGCAAAGUUCGCUGCCAGAGGAUUGGUUGUGACGCCAUCUUCUCCGACGACGAUAACCCUGACGGUUCCUGUCGAUAUCAUGAUUCUGGACCAAUCUUUCAUGAUGGGAUGAAAGAAUGGAGCUGUUGCAAGAAAAGAAGUCAUGAUUUCAGCCUGUUUUUGGAAAUUCCAGGAUGUAAGACCGGAAAACAUACAUCCGAAAAGCAAGUGAUUGCACCGGUUAAGAAGGCUACUGUGGCUGCUCCAACUGCAGCUCCUUCAACCAAUGCAUCGGCAAAGGACUCUUGUUCUAGGUGUCGGCAGGGAUUCUUUUGCUCAGAUCAUGGUUCACAAGUCAAACCUGUAAAUACUGUUGGAGACAACCCUGGAAGUGUUGCCGGACAUGUCUGCGCUGAGACCAAUUCAAGUGUUCAGGAUCCAAAGGAUCCUAAGAAGAUAGUCGAUAUAAACGAGCCCCAAGCGUGUAAAAAUAAAGGGUGCGGCCAAACUUUCAAGGAGAAGGAUAAUCAUGAGACUGCUUGCAGCUACCAUCCUGGCCCCGCGGUGUUUCACGACCGGAUGAGAGGGUGGAAGUGCUGUGACAUUCACGUGAAAGAAUUUGAUGAGUUUAUGAGUAUUCCUCCAUGCACAAAGGGAUGGCAUAAUGCUGACCCUGAUCAAUGAAGACUCCAACCACCCACAAUAUUGGGUUUUUAUCAGUCUCAUUCAAUUUUCUUUACAAGCUGUGAUUGAAAUUUGAAACAAUCAAUCUUCCCCCCAAAAAAAAAGAUCCCCUUACUCCCCUCUCAAGUAGUGAACCUUGGUGGUUUCAGUUUGUAAGAAGCCACAACAUAAGACUCAGAUAACUGUAACGUUUAGAUAUGGAUUUGUUGUCAAUUGUUCCUUGAAUGUCACAAUGUUCUUCUGCAUUUCUAUUUUGGACCUAUCUAAUAUUGAAAUACUUUGAACUUUGAUUUUCUUGUGA